Messenger RNA from Xenopus tropicalis (tropical clawed frog), 2364 nucleotides. Its product is annotated as sialoadhesin-like. The coding region runs from base 1 to 1962 and encodes 653 amino acids. The record is from RefSeq and is a predicted model, not a curated record. The transcript has 12 exons. NCBI's taxonomy places the organism in Eukaryota, Metazoa, Chordata, Amphibia, Anura, Pipidae.
AUGGACUACAGGGAUGAGGUUGAGCGGCUAUCGGAGUGGUGCAGAACUAACAACUUGCUCCUAAAUACUGCGAAAACAAAGGAACUGGUUGUCGAUUUUAGGAGAAAUAAGACCGACAUUGAGCCACUCAUGAUUGAUGGAACGAAUGUGGAGAGGGUUUCGGUGUUUAAAUUCCUAGGAAUGGAGUUGGAGGAUGAUCUGACUUGGAUUUCUACUGUUUCCUUUUCCUUGCAGUGUGAGACACAACUGGGAAUCGAUGAAGAGCUGAUAAAACAGCUAAAGGCCAAGUUCUAUAGAGAAGUGCGGCUGAACCUACAGAUCAUGGAGAUUCACAUUUCCUUACAGAGGAUAUUUCUGCUGGCUGCUAUUCAAGGUUGGUUCCCAGGCUCAGAGUCUCAAGAUAACUCAGUUCUCCUCCCGGAGUCCAUCCCAGCACUGAGGGGAUCCUGUGUGGAGAUCCCCUGCACAUUCCCCAGGGUGCCUGCAGGCUUCCAACUGAUUUGGUACAGGGAUGAAACUGGAACUGACCCCAUAAUCUUUAAUAACAAAAAUCCAUCCAAUAUACAUGGAGCAUUCAGAGGCCGAACGUUCCUGAUGGGGAAGGAAUCAAACAGCUGCUCCCUGAGGAUUGAUGAUGUGAGAGACAGUGAAACGUAUUAUCCCUGUAUAAAUGGGAAUAUUAACUGUAAUCUGAUCAGAGGAUUUAAUAAAGUCUGGGUUCAGGUCUCAGAUACCCCAGAGAAACCAGUACUAACGCUGCCCCCCAGUCUGACUGAAGGUACCCCUGCCCGUAUCACCUGCUCUGUGCGACACACCUGUACCCACAAUCCCCCUGAGCUCCGGUGGAACAAAGUCGGCUUUGAUAGAACAUUGCAGAGGGAAUACCUUGAGGGAGGAGUCUGGAGAUUUGUACAUGAAAUGGAUUAUAUUCCCACCUAUCAGGAUCACGGCUCUCCCAUUGUAUGUGAAUCUAUAUAUCGCUCAGGGCAAGUCUCACAGGAAACAGCCACCUUAGAUAUCACAUAUCCUCCCAAACAAGUUACAGUUACUAAACUUGAUGGAGAGAAGGAAAUAAAAGAAGGAGAAGAAGUGACUUUACAAUGUACCAGCGAUGCCAACCCUCCCGCUAAUAACUAUACCUGGUACCGCAUUAAUAAAAAAGGAAAGGAGGAGCUAAAGGAACAUGGGGAGGAGAUAACUGUGACUAUAAACUGGGAGAAUGUGAUGUUUUCCUGCUCUGCAAGGAACUGGCUGGGGAAUAAUGAUUCUGCCAUAAUAGAUCUGCGCCUGUUCUUUAAUGCCAAAGUGGUCCAAAUGGGAGGACAACAAGACACCAGAGAAGGAGAAGUCCUGGAACUUGAAUGCGUCUUCUUACUGCCUAAUUUGUCAUCGACCCAGUACAGCUGGUAUAGGAAUAGAAUCCCCUUGAACCAGGGGACACAAAGGACACUGAGAAUAUAUGAUAUUAAGGAAUCUGAUUCUGGGAAUUACAGCUGUAAGGUGCACACCCCAGAUGGAAACUUCUCUUCCCUGUCACUUACUGUUACAAUCACAUCACCCUGGUCUGGAGAGGAGCUGCCUAUGAUACUUGGAGGUGUAGCUGCUGUCAUAUUGAUCAUGCUUAUAGGCCUUGUCCUGUAUAUCUUUGUUAGGUCAAGAAAAUCACAGAAAUCAGCUACUUCGGGAAAAAGAAGAGCAGAGACAGUUGUCCAGGAACGCAUUAAUCCAGUGUAUGGGAACAUAGAGCCACAGAGCCUUUAUUGCAACGUUACAGUAAAUGAAGAUAUUCCCAGGAACAGCACUGAGAGAACCUACGUCAGUCCCAUGGAGGGAGAAGAUAUGUACGCACAACCCAAUAAGCAAAGAGGGGUCCAUUACUCUUCAAUCAGACACGUGCCAAGAACUCAAACUGCUAAAGAGUCGGAACAUGAAGAAAUAGAAUAUGCCAGUAUACAGCAUUAGUUACAUUUAUCCGGGAAAGUGUUGUGUUCAUUUGCUUUUGUCAAUUAUAACUUCAUCCAUUCACUUGUUGCUGGGAUAUUACUAGAGGAAACACUAUGGCAUCAUUAAAUGCCUCUACCAACCCCAAAUAUCUAUAGUCAGGGGUCUACAGCCUCCAUCAUCUGAGAGUUGUUAUGGAGGAUAAAAUGGACCAAAGAGACAACUGGGAACCCUUCAAUAUCAGAUCCCUACACCCAUAGGAAGUGAGGGUCAGCCAUUUAUCUUUAUAUAAGCAAAAUUACAGAACACUGAGCCAAUUAAACAUGACUUAAGCUACAAUUACUGCCAUAAAAAGGGGUAAUUAUAUCUUAGUUGGGAUCAAGUACAGGUACUGUUUUAUUAUUACAGAGAAAAGGGAAUCAU